AAAGGAAGGCUCUAAAAAGUUUCUUAUUUAUUUUUCCUCAUUAGACUUUCUCAAUUCACACAGAGAUUAACAAGCUCCUAUCUGCAACUGAAGUCUCCUCCAUGUUAGAGGAAUUUGUGAACAAAAAUGGUGGUGGGAAGCCAUUCCAGCCAAGCUGAAGAUCAUCUGGGUUUGCCAUGCAAUCAUCUAUUAUGUAAGUAUGUUGGAUUGAAUAAAAGCAAAAGCGAUCCUAACUUGUUUAUCAAGAAGAGAAAACGACUUCUGGAGCCAAGUUAGAGACUUUUUGGUGGUGGAUCCAUAUCUUGUUUCCAAAUCGAAGACGUCUUCCUCAUUAUAAGGCUUUUUGUUUCGGCACGGGCUUCAUGGAAGUGUAACCCACUUUUUCUCUAUUGCACACUUUCAAUCUUUUCUUCAAUUUUCAGUCUUGUUGUGAAUCUGGGGUAGUAUUUAUUUGUGGUAAUUCUCGAGUUCUCUGUGUUGAACAAUCAUGGGUUCGGGGAUUGUUGCUUCUGGGACUUGGCAAAGGUUACAGAUUCCAGCUUCUCGUUCAGUUUCUUGUGCUUCUUGUAGUUCAAAGUCAUCGUUUUCGAUUUCUUUAGCUAAGCCUAGUGGAAAUGGAGGUAUGAGGCAUGGAUUAGUUCAUAGUUUGGUGUUUUCAGGGUCGAGUAAGUUAAAAGGUUGUAGCUUGAAGCAAACUUGUAGAGCUAGUUUUGAGGAUUUCUCCUAUGAUGAAAUGUCAGAUCAGAUUGAGGAAUUGUCUCGGAAGUUGGAAAGUUGUAGCGAUAAUGACGAAUAUGAAGAGGAUGAUGCAUCUUGGGUUAUGUCCAAAGUUUCGAUGUCUAGGCUCAGGCAAAGAGAAAAGAGAAGAGACAGUGGUUUUUCAAUGCAAUUUUCGAGGUGCAAGCUUAAUGCUUUAGAGCCAUCUCUGCUUGGGAUUAAUCCUGAGCCAUCAUUCUGGCCAGAGAGAAGUGAUUUUGUUCUAGCAGACAUUGCACGAAAGGCAAACAGCCUUGAGUUUCCUAUGUCCCUUAGGUUGUUGAAGAAGAAGCAUCAACAAUGGGGAGAGAGUUCCAGAGAAGUAGGGCAGUACACUGCUUUUAGCUCUGUGAACAAGGCCUUCUCGUCCAUGGUGUUUAUCAUCCAUGAGCUUCAUAGCUAUGCAUUAAGUAUAGGGGGUUGUCUAUACUGUGAAGACUUUAAGGAUAUCAUAUCAAAGGUGCAGAGAGAAAUGAACUCUUCAUUUGUAUGGUUGUUUCAGCAGGUCUUUUCAAAGUCACCAACUCUCGUUGUGUAUGUGAUGAUAUUGUUGGCAAAUUUCACGGUUUAUUCAAUGAAUGGUAAGAAUGCUGUUCUUCCAGAUACUACUCCUAUGCCUGAUGUGGCCGGGACUUUGGGUCGGUUUGUGUAUGAACCGCUAGAACUACCGCCCCUUUGGUUCCAUGGGGAUGAUGACCCCUGUGAGCAAGGCGAAUUGAGCCCCAGUGAAAAUGAGAAUAAAGAUGGGGCUGGCCCUAAGUUGUUCAAGUUUCCGACUGAAAAGAUAUUUGAUGUUUCGUCGUUGAAUAAUGAGGAGCUGAAUUUGUGGAAAUCAGUCCUGGAAGAAGCUUCUAACAUGCAGGCAGAAUUGAGGGCUGAGGAUCUUGAUCAUGAGACUGUGCAACAAUUUGUGUCACCUGUAUCUGUGAAUCUGGAAGCAGAUGAUUAUGACUGCUACUUUAAAACAGAUAUUUUGUACCAGAUGAGCUUAGCUCAGGAGCCAAAUAAUACACUUCUACUGUCAAACUAUGCACAAUUUCUCUACCUCGUGGCUCAUGAUCAUGACAGGGCGGAGGAGUGCUUUAGGCGAGCAGCUCAAGCUGAGAAACCUGAUGCCGAAGCUCUAAGCCUAUAUGCAGACUUCUUAUGGUAUGUAAGGAACGACAUUUGGGGUGCGGAAGAGAGAUACCUGCAAGCAAUAUCAGCUGAGCCCUCGAGCCCCUAUUACGCCUCCAGGUAUGCCCGUUUCCUUUGGCGUACCGGGGGCACAGACACUUGCUACCCUCUCGAAUCCUAUGAUAAAGUGUCGUAAUUGGUUAAAUAAAGAUACAGGGCUGUAUAUGUUCCUCGAUGCUUUAUUUUUGUUACAUAAUCUACUAAUGAGUCACUGCACUAAUUAGAUUAGUUAUCAAUACCAGCGUAAUUCCACUAAGGAAAUAAAAAUGACUGACCUCAUUUGAGAUCAGAUUGAUUGCAAAAUUAGAUGACCCAGUUUUGUAACCUCAGUCAUUGCAGAAUUAUCUUAUCCAAUUUUGUACUCCAGUUUGAUCAUAAUAUGAAAUGAGCUUGACAUUGAGUU
This is a messenger RNA of Fragaria vesca subsp. vesca, 2335 nucleotides long. RefSeq lists its product as uncharacterized. The transcript is spliced from 3 exons. Gene Ontology annotation, molecular function: protein binding. The record is from RefSeq and is a predicted model, not a curated record. NCBI's taxonomy places the organism in Eukaryota, Viridiplantae, Streptophyta, Magnoliopsida, Rosales, Rosaceae. The coding region runs from base 488 to 2068 and encodes 526 amino acids.